AUGCCCGUGCGGAAGCAAGACACGCAGCGCGCCCUGCGCCUCCUCGAGGAGUAUCGCGCCCGUCUGCGCCGCGCCGAGGACCGCCCGCUGCGGAGCUCCAUCGAGCGCGUCAUCGGCAUCUUCCAGAGCAACCUCUUCCAGGCGCUCAUAGAUAUUCAAGAAUUUUAUGAAGUGACCUUACUGGACAAUCCAAAAUGUAUUGAUCACUCUCAGCCCUCUGAACCAAUACAGCCUGUGAAUACUUGGGACUUUUCCAGCCUUCCCAGCACAACAGUGACAUCAGAAACACUGCCAAGCAGCCUUAGCCCGAGUGUAGAGAAGUACCGCUACCAGGAUGAGGACACGCCGCCCCAGGAGCACAGCUCCCCRCACAUGGGCAAUGAGGUGACGGGUCCCGAGCUUGUUCACGUGUCUGAGAAGAACCUGUCGCAGAUCGAGAAUGUACAUGGAUUUGUUUCUCACUCUCAUAUUUCACCAGUAAAGCCCACAGAAGCUGUUCCUUCCUCUACUCCCAUUGUCCCUGUGAUCCCUGUCCCUCCAGUCCCUGCCGAGACCACUGUCAUCCCAUCCACCAUAUCACAGGCAAAUCCCCCUCCAGUACUGGUGAAUACAGAUUCCUUGGACUCUUCAACAUAUGUCAAUGGCACAGAUGCAGAUUAUGAGUAUGAAGAAAUUACUCUCGAAAGGGGAAAUUCAGGACUUGGCUUUAGCAUUGCAGGUGGAACAGAUAACCCACAUAUUGGGGAUGAUGCAAGUAUUUUCAUUACAAAAAUUAUAGCUGGAGGUGCAGCUGCUCAGGAUGGAAGAUUACGGGUUAAUGAUUGUAUCCUACGAGUGAACGAGGUGGAUGUUCGUGAUGUGACGCACAGCAAAGCAGUUGAAGCCUUGAAAGAAGCAGGAUCAAUUGUACGACUGUAUGUUAAAAGAAGAAAACCAGUCACGGAAAAAAUAGUGGAAAUAAAACUUGUAAAAGGCCCUAAAGGUCUUGGUUUCAGUAUUGCUGGUGGUGUAGGAAAUCAACAUAUACCUGGAGACAACAGCAUCUAUGUAACCAAAAUCAUAGAGGGAGGAGCGGCCCAUAAAGAUGGCAAACUUCAGAUUGGAGACAAACUUUUAGCUGUGAACAGUGUUUGCUUAGAAGAAGUUACUCAUGAAGAAGCAGUGACUGCCUUAAAAAACACAUCUGACUUUGUUUAUCUGAAAGUUGCAAAGCCCACCAGCAUGUUCAUGAAUGAUAGUUAUGCCCCUCCAGACAUCACAAACUCCUACUCUCAGCCUGUGGACAACCACAUCGCGUCGUCCGCCUACCUGGGGCAGCCGCUGCCGCCGGCGUCGCCGGGCCGCUACUCGCCCGUCCCCAAGGGCAUGCUGGGGGACGACGAGAUUACCAGGGAGCCUAGGAAAGUUGUCCUGCAUCGAGGAUCAACAGGUCUUGGUUUCAACAUUGUUGGAGGAGAAGAUGGAGAAGGAAUUUUCAUCUCUUUCAUCCUUGCUGGAGGACCUGCUGACCUGAGUGGAGAGCUUAGGAAAGGAGAUCGUAUAAUUUCAGUGAAUGGGGUAGACCUUAAAGCAGCAACCCAUGAGCAAGCAGCAGCAGCCCUGAAGAAUGCAGGCCAAGCAGUAACUAUUGUUGCUCAGUACCGUCCAGAAGAAUACAGUCGUUUUGAAGCUAAAAUACAUGAUUUACGGGAGCAAAUGAUGAACAGUAGCAUUAGUUCCGGGUCAGGAUCAUUGCGAACCAGCCAGAAGAGAUCGCUUUAUGUCAGAGCUCUCUUUGAUUAUGACAAGACUAAAGACAGUGGCCUUCCGAGUCAAGGACUGAACUUUAAAUUUGGCGAUAUUCUCCAUGUCAUUAAUGCUUCUGAUGAUGAAUGGUGGCAGGCGCGGCAGGUAACUCCAGAUGGCGAAAGUGAUGAAAUUGGAGUGAUCCCAAGCAAACGCAGAGUUGAGAAAAAAGAACGAGCCCGGUUAAAGACAGUGAAAUUCAAUUCCAAGACAAGAGGAGAUAAAGGGCAGUCAUUCAAUGACAAGCGUAAAAAGAACCUCUUUUCCCGAAAAUUCCCCUUCUACAAGAACAAGGACCAGAGUGAGCAGGAAACCAGUGAUAUUGACCAGCAUGUAACCUCUAAUGCCAGCGAUAGUGAAAGUAGUUACCGCGGCCAAGAGGAAUAUGUGUUGUCAUAUGAACCGGUCAAUCAACAAGAAGUCAAUUAUACUCGACCUGUGAUUGUUUUGGGACCCAUGAAAGACAGGAUAAAUGAUGAUCUGAUCUCAGAAUUUCCAGACAAAUUUGGCUCAUGUGUUCCACAUACUACAAGACCAAAGCGAGAUUAUGAGGUGGAUGGACGUGAUUACCAUUUUGUCACUUCUCGAGAGCAAAUGGAGAAGGAUAUUCAGGAUCACAAAUUCAUUGAAGCUGGCCAGUACAAUAAUCAUCUGUAUGGAACAAGUGUGCAAUCAGUGCGAGAAGUAGCAGAAAAGGGUAAACAUUGCAUUCUUGAUGUUUCUGGUAAUGCGAUCAAGAGGUUGCAGAUUGCCCAGCUGUACCCCAUCUCCAUCUUUAUUAAACCCAAAACAGUGGAAAACAUCAUGGAAAUGAAUAAACGCUUAACAGAAGACCAAGCCAAGAAGACAUUUGAGAGAGCCAUGAAACUGGAACAAGAAUUUACCGAACACUUCACAGCUAUUGUCCAAGGAGACACCCUGGAAGAGAUCUACAACCAAGUGAAACAGAUCAUAGAGGAACAGUCUGGCCCUUACAUCUGGGUUCCAGCAAAGGAAAAAUUAUGAAAACAGAUUUUUAUUUUUCAUUUUCUAACUGACAUCCACUACUACAUCUGACAACUCUUAAGCCCUUCCAGCGGAGCCUGCCUCUCUAGUUCUCUCCAGCGUGGUUCCUGUCCUAACCAUCGCGAUCUGCAGUUCCCGUAACGCUUACAUCUGGUGUCUCUCUUAGUUCAGAUAAUUCGUAUUAUUGUGUGUUGUUGGUUUGCCAUUUUUCAAACAAGACAGCGGAAUGGCCUGRCCAGCUGUUAGUUUGGGGUGGGUCGGGGGGUGGGGAAUUACUUGAUAAAAUUCCUUAAUGUUUAAGGGAGAGUAACUUUCAGAGAUUUUUCAAAAAAGCUUUAUAGACAUUCUUUUAAAAUUUCAUAACAAUUGAAAGAAGAGUGGUACUCACGGAAGUUGUGAAUCAUGAGCCACUUACGCUUACCUUUAAUAGCAUGGUUCGGUCUGGGCAAUCAGUUUCAGGGUUGAUUUUUGGAGUUAAAUUUCUUUUUGUCACCAUAUUUUUUUUUUCCAGGCAGUUAAAGAGAAACUUUAAAAUUUUGAGUUUGCAUUUUCAUUAACUCCCAUUACUACUUCUCAAGGGAUAUUCAUUUUCAUGAUUUCAUAUGGAUAUUCUUAUAAUCUAUUUUUUCAUUUUUUUGCCAAUAAAAUUGCUAGGGAUAAAGAUGUGUAACGUUUUUAAUCUUCCUUGUGCAACACUAUUUAUAGUGUCUUACAAAAAUUGUUUAUAGAUAAUGGGCAUCACACUUUUUGAGCCUGAAAUAUGUUUAGGUGCUAGGAAACCUUGUAUUUACAAGAGAAUGCCAAGUUUCCAUUGGCAGUAAUACAGAAAACAGCUGCAGAGAUGGUCUUUAGGGCAAUGAGAGUGUGAUUCGUAGCCUAAAAAUGUGUGUGUUCUUAGGGGGUCAGAUUUUAAUGAAUAUUUUACCCACAAUAACUGCCUAUUUUGUUAUAAUAAAUAUAUAUAUAUAUUAAACUUUCUUUAACUAAACUCUGUAACUAUGGGAAUUAUUUUCUUUACAUAGUUGCACACACGUAUAAAUAUAUAUAUAUAAAAAUAUAUAUUUUUCUUUUACCACCUACUCCUAGCUUUUUUUUUUUUUUUUUUUUUUUUUUUUUUGGAUAAAAAUGCAGAUUAGAAUUUACCUUCCUUAAUCACAUGAAAUUAAGUGGGCUGUGGUGGCUGGGCAAAAAAAGUCCAGGGACUAUUAGUUAAAAGAAAAAAAAAAUGUGCAAGUUCUCCUCUUUUCUACAAAAUUUCAGAUGUUUGUACUUUUUUCUUGUAAUAUGCAUGUUUUAACCGAAGGGAGAAGUCAGACGCAGCAGUACAUUUUAUUUUUCUGUGCUUGUUCAUGGAUUGCAUAGGUACAAAAUCUUCCAUUUGCGAAGCACAGACUUCUGUGCYGAAUGUUAUAAAUAAGUUGUAGCAAAAUGUGGAACCAACUUCAGUUAAUGAAACUCUUAAUCCCGUAUUAUUUGGUACCUGCCAUGGCUUAUUUCACACUGGUUGUUGUAAGAGGGAUGUACUCAUUGACAGCCACGGUGCUGUCACGCAACCAAAUUAGC
Nothoprocta perdicaria is the source of this 4353-nucleotide messenger RNA. RefSeq names its product discs large MAGUK scaffold protein 1 (gene DLG1). Lineage: Eukaryota; Metazoa; Chordata; Aves; Tinamiformes; Tinamidae. Gene Ontology annotation, biological process: chemical synaptic transmission; neurotransmitter receptor localization to postsynaptic specialization membrane. Bases 1 to 2790 code for a protein of 929 amino acids. The transcript is spliced from 25 exons. Gene Ontology annotation, molecular function: kinase binding. Gene Ontology annotation, cellular component: neuron projection; postsynaptic density membrane; neuromuscular junction. The record is from RefSeq and is a predicted model, not a curated record.